AUGUGCAGUAUGGUGAUAGACAGAUACAGAGAGAGAGAGAGAGAGAGAGAGAGAGAGAUAAACAUAGGAGAGGACGGGGAGGGUCCAUGGUGUGGAGGGCAGACAAACGAGCUUGUAUAUUGA
This is a messenger RNA of Plenodomus lingam JN3, 123 nucleotides long. NCBI's taxonomy places the organism in Eukaryota, Fungi, Ascomycota, Dothideomycetes, Pleosporales, Leptosphaeriaceae. The record is from RefSeq and is a predicted model, not a curated record.